AAAGUCUCAGGAAGUGAGCUCUGGGUGGGGGUAUACGGCUCAUUCAAUUCACGCCCCCCACCACGUCCCAGGUGUAGAGAGGGAAAUUACGGCCCAGAAAGCCAGACUUGCCCAAGGUCACACCAUCAGCCAGGAGCGCAGGGAGGCCGAGCCCCGCAUUCCAGCUCGCGGGUGCGUCCCACAGGGUGGUCUGGGAGGCGGGACCGACGUGCAGACUGACGGGGCGGAAGUGUCUGGGCAGCGGAGACCAACCACCAGGCUCCGCGACCGCGGCGGGGCGGGCGGCCGACCCGCCAAUGAAAAGCCGCGGGGGAAGUGGGCGGGCACUUCCGCUUCGGGGGACGGGGCGGAGCCUGCGGGACCCGGCGGCCGAGCUGCCCCCCAUGGACCCUGAGGUGACCCUGCUGCUGCAGUGUCCUGCGGGGGGCCUGCCCCAGGAGCAGGUCCAGGCUGAGCUGAGCCCCGCCUAUGACCGUCGCCCACUGCCAGGUGGGGACGACGCCAUUACUGCUAUCUGGGAGACCCGGCUAAAGGCCCAACCCUGGCUCUUCGACGCCCCCAAGUUUCGCCUGCACUCAGCCAACCUGGUGCCCACUGGCUCUCGGGGGCCACAGCUGCUCCUACAUCUGGGUCUUACUUCCUACCGGGACUUCCUGGGUACCAACUGGUCCAGCUCAGCUGCCUGGUUGCGACAGCAGGGGGCCGCCGACUGCAGUGACACGCAGGCCUAUCUGGCGGACCCACUGGGGGUGGGUGCGGCACUGGCCACGGCUGAUGACUUCCUUGUCUUCCUGCGCCGCUCCUGGCAGGUGGCUGAGGCCUCUGGGCUGGUGGACGUGCCUGGUGGGCACCCUGAGCCUCAGGCCCUGUGCCCUGGUGACAGCCCCCAGCACCAGGACCUUGCUGGGGAGUUGGUGGUACGUGAGUUCUUUUCCAGUAUCCUUCAGGAGAUCUGUGAUGAGGUGAACCUGCCGCUGCUCACCCUGAGCCAGCCCCUGCUGUUGGGAAUCGCCCGAAAUGAGACCAGUGCUGGCCGAGCCAGUGCCGAGUUCUACGUCCAGUGCAGCCUGACUUCUGAGCAGGUGAGGAAGCACUACCUGAGUGGAGGUCCCGAGGCCCACGAGUCUACAGGAAUCAUCUUUGUGGAGACACAGGUGCAGAAUGACAAACCGUCUUGGAGGCCAGGGCUGGGGCCUGCAAAGAGGCCUGGCAAUGCUUGUCUUGUAGGGGAGGUGUUGGCUGGGUUACAGUUCCCUCCAGAGUCACAAGAUUUGCCCUCAGUGCAAGGGAAGGGUCCAGGGACCUGUUCAGCCCCUUAACAUGCCUCCCUAGGGACAGUGCAGAGGUCUCUCGAGGCUCAGGAAUUCCAGGCACAGCCCUGGCAGGAGAUGUGGCAAGACCUGAAUGCCUGGGUCUCGCUGUCUCCCCACAGAACGUGCGGAGAUUGCAGGAGAUGGAGAUGUGGGCUGAGCUGUGUCCCUCGGCCAAAGGCGCCAUUCUCCUCUACAACCGGGUUCAGGGAAGUCCCACCGGAGCGGCCCUAAGGCCCCCAGUCCUACUCCAACCAUUCUGAAGACAAUAAAGGACUUCAUU
This is a messenger RNA of Saimiri boliviensis boliviensis (Bolivian squirrel monkey), 1593 nucleotides long. Lineage: Eukaryota; Metazoa; Chordata; Mammalia; Primates; Cebidae. The record is from RefSeq and is a predicted model, not a curated record.